This is a messenger RNA of Phacochoerus africanus (Common warthog), 969 nucleotides long. Its product is annotated as olfactory receptor 4K5. The transcript has a single exon. Gene Ontology annotation, molecular function: olfactory receptor activity; G protein-coupled receptor activity. The coding region runs from base 1 to 969 and encodes 322 amino acids. Gene Ontology annotation, cellular component: membrane. The record is from RefSeq and is a predicted model, not a curated record. Gene Ontology annotation, biological process: G protein-coupled receptor signaling pathway. NCBI's taxonomy places the organism in Eukaryota, Metazoa, Chordata, Mammalia, Artiodactyla, Suidae.
AUGGAUAAGGUCAAUUCUUCAGUGGUGUCUGAGUUUGUAUUGCUGGGACUCUCUAGUUCUCAGGAACUUCAGCUUUUCUUUUUUGUUUUCUUCUCUGUGCUGUAUGUGGUCAUUGUGCUGGGAAACCUUCUUAUUAUCCUCAUGGUGACUUUUGAUAACAGACUGCACUCCCCGAUGUACUUUCUCUUGGGAAACCUUUCCUUUGUGGACAUCUGUCAGGCUUCCUUUGCUACUCCUAAGAUGAUUGUUGAUUUUCUAAGUGAACACAAGACCAUCUCCUUCAGUGGCUGCAUAGCUCAGAUUUUCUUCAUUCACCUUUUUACUGGAGGGGAGAUGGUGCUGCUUGUCUCCAUGGCCUAUGACAGAUAUGUAGCCAUAUGCAAACCCCUACACUAUGUCAUCAUCAUGAGCCAAAGGACAUGCAUUGUACUGGUAAUGAUCUCCUGGGCUGUGGGCUUGGUGCACACACUCAGCCAGUUAUCAUUUACUGUGAAUCUGCCUUUUUGUGGACCCAAUGUAGUAGACAGCUUUUUUUGUGACCUUCCUCGAGUGGCCAAACUUGCCUGCCUGGACUCUUACAUCACUGAAAUACUCAUUGUGGUCAACAGUGGAAUCCUUUCACUAAGCACUUUCUCUCUCUUGGCCAGCUCUUACAUCAUUAGUCUUGCCACUGUCUGGUUUAAGUCUUCUGCUGCAAUGGCCAAGGCAUUUUCUACUCUAUCUGCCCAUAUCACUGUAGUAAUAUUAUUCUUUGGACCUUGCAUAUUCAUCUAUGUGUGGCCCUUUACCACCUACCCUGUGGAUAAAGUUCUUGCCAUAUUUUACACCAUUUUUACUCCCAUUCUAAACCCCAUUAUUUACACACUAAGGAACAGAGAUAUGAAGACUGCCAUGAGGAAAAUUAUGACGUAUUACUUGAGGCCCAAGAAAAUUUCUGAAAUGCCACUAGUACUGAGGAAUUCCCUUUAG